This is a messenger RNA of Truncatella angustata, 3749 nucleotides long. Its product is annotated as rab-GTPase-TBC domain-containing protein. NCBI's taxonomy places the organism in Eukaryota, Fungi, Ascomycota, Sordariomycetes, Amphisphaeriales, Sporocadaceae. The transcript has a single exon. The coding region runs from base 223 to 3492 and encodes 1089 amino acids. The record is from RefSeq and is a predicted model, not a curated record.
UACUAACGUGGCACUCCCGCAGGCGGGCUACUGCUAUGGGGUCACAUCACCAGCAUUUCCAUCACCAAAAACAUGACGAUUUAAUUUUCACCACCUCUCCCCCAUUCUUUGUUUCUCUCCCCCUGCCAGACACAAAUACCGAGCGCCAUGCCAUAACACGGAGAAUACACCAGGCACUUAUUUAGGGACAGCAAUGUUCCAGGGUCUCGCACAUGCGACGAGAUGGACCCUGAAUCAUCUUCGUCUUCAUCCGUCAUGCCGCUACAACGCUCCACCUCACAACUCUCGACGGCUUCGGCCAGGAGUGCGAGUGCCAGUGUGAGAGGGCAAACGUUGCGCGCGAGGUCGAGACAGAGGGCGAAGCUGACCUCACAGCCCUCGAGUUCGGCCUCGUCCAUCGCAGCAUCCGACAAGUCAUUGACCUCCUUUCCGUCCUUCUCACCCGAGUCCCCUCGCGAAUCUGCGUCAGGCCCCUUCUUUGAGUCCUUCGAGGCGACCACAAGCGGCAGAACACCAGGUCCUGAGAAGCGGAAGAUCUCGAAUCCGCAAUCUAUCAAUUCUAUUGUGGAUAGUCUGACGUCCUCCAACACCCCAAAGACGCCCAGAAAUGCACUGUUCGAGGAUACGCCCAUCUCCACCAACAAAAUACCAGGCACGCUGCAUCUCGCCGACGACGAUCACAUACAGCGUCUCAUCAUGCGCCAUGGUGCCCCAAACCUCGUCCGCCAGCUUGCCGAAGACCUCGCACAACGAGAUGCCCAGAUCGCAAACCUUAGGCGGAAGGCCGACGAGAGAGAAAGGGCACUCAGAAGGAUAAUCCUAGAGUGCGGGUUGUCGAAUCUGGAUCUCGAGAAGAGGCUGCGCGAGGUUGAAGCAGAACUUAAAGCUCAAGAUCGAUCCAAGAGAGCUGGCCUGUCUGACAUGAUGAGCGAUGCCAUGCACGACACAGUAACACACGGCGACUUGCUGCUCGGCAGAAAAGACGAUACCAUCAGAGCGAGGAGCAUUUCCGCAUCAAAAGACAAUGAUGGGAAGGCCCCUUACAGUGUGCGCGGCUGGAAGGACUGGCUCAUGGGAACUGGCACGAGCAAGAGAAACAGCCGAGCCAGUAGCAUCAACGGUGAUACAUCCAGGACGGCUGUUACCCGCGCCCAAACCGGGGAUCGUCGACCCACAAUCAAGGACGACCUCUUCACGCCGCCUGAUGCGGAAUCUGUCAAAAGCUCAAGCAGAGCCUCGAGCAUCUAUUCGGGGCAGGCGGGGAGGAAACCGUCUGCGUCUCUGGCUAGCAUGGCCUUGCAACUCGUCGCUGGGAAAGCUACAGGCCGCGAUGGCGAUUCUAUCAGAGGGAGAUCGGACUCUGCUGGCCGCGGCAUUGGUGGUUCUUUGAGGACAGCUUCGGCUGCUAGUGUGAGGACGAAUGCCUCUAGCCGCGCUGUUUCCAUCCAGGUUGGCCCAAAGGCUCUCAUGGCCAUGCGACGUGCAACACCAGCACCGUCCAACGGCAGCAUAAGAAGUCGUCCUCAGGAGAGGUGGGACAUUGGUGAUACGGGCCCGCCAAGUCCCGACGCUACUCGCCCCGAUAACUCCGGUCCCGUAGAGAUGGACACUAUUCUCUCGCCGGAAAACCAGCCGCCAAUAUUUACACAUGUCUACAACAACUACCCUGGCUCGGAGUUUCUGACGGACUCUUUUGGUUUCAUCUUCGAUCAGCGCAGAAGAAAACGGCAAAAGGAGGCAGCCCAGGUGGUGUUGCAGAUGAAAAGAGGCAGCCGCACUGAGAUGCUGACGGGCAAGUCAACGAUAUCACCAAAUCUUCUCGAGGAUGAUGUCAGAUCUUUAGGAAGCAUCGAGAGGCCCGACAGUCCUUUCUCAACCGAGGAACCUGUUGAAAGACCCAAGAGAUGGCAGGACUAUCUCAAAAUUGCGACUUUCCCCACUGAGCUGCUUUCUCAUACUCCUUCCAUGACUGCCUCUGCUCUCGAGGUGCAUGCUGGGGGCGAUGCGCAACCUUCACCAGGUCUGAUGUUGUCUGAAGAGCGUGGCUUCUUACCUCCAGCGAGCACAACCGCUGCUGUCAAUGACGAGACAGCUAAGCCCACAGAGGAUGCGUCGCCAACCGCAGCAGUCCUGGAGGACACGGAGCCAGUAAAACUCCUACUUGAUCAACUCAACGAUGUUCACAACGCAUUACAACGGGACAAGACUUUCAAGUGGAACGAAUUUAUGCGCAAGGUUAGACUCGACCGCAGACGCGAAGGUGAAGCCGCUGCCGCCGCCGCCGCUGCAGCAGCCGAGGCCCGGUAUCAACAGGCUCCUCUCAUGCUUCCAGAAGCCAAGUUAGCUGAUGGAGAGCUUAUUGGUAUUGCCGAUCUCGGAGUCAAGGGUAAAGUUGGGAGGAACAAAUGGAUUGAGUUCCGUAAUUUGGUCCUGGGCGGCAUUCCCGUUACGCUUCGGCCAAAGGUUUGGUCUGAAGGCUGCGGCGCGAUCUUUAAGAAAAUACCUGGGUAUUACGCUGGUUUAGUGUCCAAAGGUGUUGAAGGCCUAGAUCCUGCGACUGUGACGGAUAUUGACAGGGAUAUUGAUCGAACGCUUCGAGACAACAUCUUCUUCCUCCGUGGUCCUGGAGUCCAAAAGCUUCACGAGGUGCUAGUUGCCUAUGCCCGGCGCAAUCCAAACGUUGGCUACUGUCAAGGCAUGAAUCUCAUUGCUGCCAAUCUGCUUCUAAUAAUGCCCUCAGCGGAAGAGGCAUUCUGGAUCUUGACUUGCAUGGUUGAGAAGAUGUUGCCUGAGGGCUAUUUUGACCAUUCUCUCAUUGCUUCCCGUGCUGACCAGCAGGUAUUGCGGCAGUAUGUGGCUCAGGUACUACCGAAAUUAUCACAACAUCUCGAGGCCAUGUGUAUUGACCUCGAGACGCUGACCUUCCAGUGGUUUCUGAGCAUCUUCACAGACUGUCUCUCCGCCGAAGCACUAUUCAGGGUUUGGGACGUUGUCCUCUGCACCGGCGACGGCAGCACUUUUCUAUUUCAAGUCGCGCUGGCAUUAUUGAAGCUCAACGAGCGCCAGUUAUUGGCUUGUCCCUCGCCAAGUGAGAUUUAUACCUACAUCAACCGUCAGAUGACGAAUCAUGCCAUCAGUAUUGACGGGUUGAUCCAAGCCUCCGAGGGACUGCGCAGGGAGGUUAAACGGGAGGAUGUAGAGACUAGGAGAGAGAAAGCUAUCGAGGCAGAAAAGCAACUGAUGAAGGAGCGCGAGGAGCAGAGGGAAGCUAGGUUGUCCACGAAGACUGCGAGCGCCCCAGCUCUUGUCACACGGGAGAGCGCGAGCGCCGUGCCGAGCCCGAGUCCCAGUCCAAUGCUAAAGCAGGGCGAAGAUAACAGCAGCAUGGCGAGCUUAUCUAUCGCGGACUUACGAGAGCUGGACGCGCAGCGCGAGUUGAUGGUUCGCACGCCGAUACCUGUCGAGGAAGAGGUCGGGCUGGGGUUGGGAUGAGAGGCAGUUGAUCAUGAUUGCCUUAAAAGUAUGGACCAUCUCAGAUUCGACCACGAGAGGAAAGAUUUGGAAGAUUCAAGACAACUCAACACAAACCAAUUUGGUAGGAACGGGAUGGGUUAGGUGUUUUUCUAGACUGGAUCAUAUUCAUAUCCUUGAUACCCCCCACACGGCAAUGAUAUUUUUCUCGAGCAUACAAAUGGAGUACACUUAGCGUUGGUAGAAAUGUCAUCAUAUUCCCAAUAACCACGUUCCGC